AAGUGCGUAUGUGCAUGUGUGUGUGUGUGUGUGUGUGUGUGUGUGUGUUCAGAUGAUCUGCUCAUCUUUCAUUCAGUCUCAGAAAGCCACGAUGGAGUUCAGAUCAUCAUGUCUCCUGUUCGUCUGCUUCACCAUCAUCAUCCUCAUCGACAACAAAGCAGGUGCAGCCAUUCCAACAUGCUGUCUGAGUGUUUCACACAGAAUCCCAAAAAGUGUACUGCGAUCAGUCAGAAGAUACGAAGUCCAGGACAGAUCUGGACACUGUGAGAUCGAUGCUCUAAUAUUACACUUCAAGAGGAGGAAACUCUGUGCUCAUCCCAAACUGGAGAGAUUCUUGAAGAAAAUGAAAAAGCGCAGAGUUGAAAAGCCUUAAAGGAGAGAGCUCCAGUGUGAAAUCGCGGAUCUACAGACGGCUUCAGGACUCUUCAUGACUUUAAAUCUGUUUAUUUUUAUAGAAAGUCAUCAUGAAAACACUUCAGGCAGUGUGUAUGGCCAAAUACUGUGUGUGUUAUCUUCAAAUAUAAUCAUCAAAUAAACACUUGCUUCAGUUUUG
Messenger RNA from Danio aesculapii, 553 nucleotides. It is a transcript of the gene ccl27a, whose product is annotated as chemokine (C-C motif) ligand 27a. Lineage: Eukaryota; Metazoa; Chordata; Actinopteri; Cypriniformes; Danionidae. The record is from RefSeq and is a predicted model, not a curated record. Gene Ontology annotation, molecular function: chemokine activity. Gene Ontology annotation, cellular component: extracellular region. Gene Ontology annotation, biological process: immune response. The coding region runs from base 53 to 373 and encodes 106 amino acids. The transcript has 3 exons.